AUGGGCGCUCCUCUAGUUAUACGUUACAACUCAUAUCUCUCCUACGUUUUAACGGCUCACGUGACUGUUACGGGUCGUAUACUACGACUCGUACUAGGAAAGUCGUCCCUUGAUGUUUACGCGUUAAUCACCGCUCGGCGAUCCCAACGCCAAAAAAGGUCAGAUUUGAGUCAACUACGUCUACGUUAUGCCUGGAAUUCUAUUACGCGGCUUACAGGACCCAGAGACUCGUUAAACGCGCUCGUCUGCAUUACAGAUUCAAGACUUGGGUGUGAGGGACAUUUCGCUAAACUUCAGGGAAGACAACUGGGUAAGCUAACAGUUCGAAAUUCCGACUCCGGUGGCGAGACACAGGUCCCGGGUGCGCGAUUACAGGCGGCCCUUUUAUCAAGUUCAAGAAUUGUUCCUUAA
Molecule: messenger RNA, 411 nt
Organism: Lindgomyces ingoldianus
Lineage: Eukaryota; Fungi; Ascomycota; Dothideomycetes; Pleosporales; Lindgomycetaceae
Exons: 6
Coding region: 1-411 (136 amino acids)
Source: RefSeq, a predicted model, not a curated record